AUGCUUCAACCAGACAAACCGGAGCAAGCCAUCGCAGUGACAGUGCCAGUUACAGAGAAUGUUGACACCAUCGCGAGUGCCCAGGACGCCAGUAAGACCACAGAAUCGGAGACGGCUCACCACUUGACCGGCUCAAGACUCUUCCUUGUUCUCGGUGGCCUCGGUCUGGCCAUUUACUUGUUUGCUCUGGAUAUUGCAGUCAUAUCUACCGCGAUCCCGACGAUUACAGUUCAGUUCAACUCUACCACGGCCAUCGGUUGGUAUGGAGCAGCUUACCCUCUGUGCCUCUGCUCGUUGCAGCCUCUAUCUGGAAAGCUGUAUGCCAACUUUUCUCUCAAAUGGACCUUCUUCGUCUUCGUCUCCAUCUUCCUUCUGGGUUCCCUACUCUGCGGUGCAGCUGCUAGUUCCAACAUGUUCAUCCUUGGCCGAGCUAUCGCUGGGACUGGGGGCGCAGGCAUAUUCUCUGGCUGUCUGUCCAUCCUCGCCAUCGUCACCCCACUCUCCAAACGUGCGCUCUACACUGCCGGCUUCACUUCACUGUUUGGAGUGGCCACAAUCACAGGUCCCAUCAUUGGAGGAGCUUUGACAACGAAGGUAUCGUGGAGAUGGUGCUUUUUCAUUAAUUUACCUAUUGGGGCGGUAACGCUGGUCGCGUUGGCUCUGUUCUUCAAGCCUCCCAUUCGAAAUUCCGAUAAAGCACCUUUGCGAGAGAGGAUACUGAACAUUGACAUCAUCGGCUGCGCAAUAUUCAUGCCAACCAUCGUCAUGGCUCUUCUGGCACUACAGUGGGGGGGCCACCAGUAUCCCUGGAAGUCGGCCACGGUGAUCGGACUCCUAUGCGGCUUUGCUGGUUCUGCUACGCUCUUCCUCGUCUGGGAGCAUCGGAAAGCCGACAAGGCCAUGAUCCCCUUCUCCAUCCUCUUCCAGCGUUCGAUUUUGCUGAGCUGCCUGUUCAGCAGCUUCAUGUUUGGUGCGUACAUCGUCAACAUCUACUACAUGCCUGAAUGGUUCCAAGUGAUCAAGGGGGCUAGUCCACUCCAUAGCGGUGUCAUGACUCUUCCAGCGGUUUGUACUCAAAUCGUCGCUGCCUCUGUUUCAGGGUUAACCAUUAAUCGUACCGGCUGGUAUAACCCCUGGUUUUUUAUCGGCAUCAGCUUCAUGGCCAUUGCGUCAGGACUCUACACAUCUCUUACCACUUCGACACCGCACGCAAAAUGGAUAACCUUCCUGGUCUUCCAGGGCAUUGGCGGAGUAGCUAUGCAGGGACCACUUCUUGCCGUCCAAGCCGUCCUAGCGUCAAAACCUCAACAGAUACCUGUCGGCAUAUCGACCGUGGCAUUCUUUCAGUACUUCGGAGCUUCCGUGUUUCAGAGCAUUGCCCUGGCAAUUUUUCAGAAUCAACUUGUCAAGUCGCUCAAGCAGCGUGCGGGCCUGGACAACAACCAAGUGCAGCAGUUACUGAAUGCUGGAUCGGGCCACGCUCGCAAGACGACAAUAAAUUCAUUCCCUGAGAAGCUGGAGCGUGUCCUUUGGGCAUACAACAAAGCAAUCACGAAUGUGUUUUAUGCCUCGAUGGCGUCGGCCAUCGUAGCAUUUAUGCUUGCUCUUGGGGUUGAAUGGAAAAAUAUCAAAGCGAAACCCGCACCUCGAAAGGGCGACGAAGCCGGAAUUGAAGAGACGAGCAACGGCAGCGAGCAGCCUUGA
Molecule: messenger RNA, 1704 nt
Organism: Fonsecaea erecta
Lineage: Eukaryota; Fungi; Ascomycota; Eurotiomycetes; Chaetothyriales; Herpotrichiellaceae
Exons: 4
Coding region: 1-1704 (567 amino acids)
Biological process (GO): transmembrane transport
Molecular function (GO): transmembrane transporter activity
Source: RefSeq, a predicted model, not a curated record